GUUGCUUGAUCAGUCAAUUCGUCAACUCAUCAUAAAUUUUUAAAAUUAUUAAAAGAAAAACUAUGAUUUUAUCUGUUGUUUUACCAGCAGCUGCUGCAGCUGGCAUCUAUUUGAUAAGGAAACAACGAGAAUACGCCUGGGGAUGGGUUAGAAACACCGGAUCAUUGAGAGGAAAAGUCUUUAUUGUAACUGGCGCUAACACUGGUCUUGGAUAUGAAACAACAAAAGCACUUGCAGCAAGAGGAGCUACUGUUAUUAUGGCUUGCCGGAACAUGGAUAAAGCAAAAGAAGCUAUUGAGAAGAUACGAUUAGAAACUAAGGAAGGAGAACUGAUCCCGUUAGAACUCGAUCUUGCUAGCUUUGACUCCAUUCGUAAGUUUGCCAACGUCAUCAAGGAAACUUAUCCCGUAUUUGAUUGUCUCAUCAAUAAUGCUGGUCUCGCUGUCCAAACCAAACAAACAACGAAAGAAGGAAUCGAACUUCACUGUGGCACAAAUCACAUUGGACCUUUUCUCUUAACAAAUCUUUUAUUGGAAAAUAUAAAGAAGAACAAUUCUCGUGUUGUUGUUGUUUCAUCAAAAAUGCAUGAACGAGCAACAAUUGAUUUUGAAAACUUUGGAAAGUUCACUGAAAAACCAAGCGGCGAAAGAUCAAAUCAUCUUUACAACAAUUCUAAGUUAAUGAACUUUUACUUUGCGAAGGAAUUGUUUAAGAAAGGUAUCGAUGUGCAUGUCUGUUGUCCAGGAUUAUGCAACACUGACUUCUUUCGCGAUUACGAUCCAAAAUUCUAUCAUUACAUUCUCUUCUCUCCUGUCAUUCUUUUCUUUCUACGUUCACCAGAACAAGGAUCACAAAAUAUUAUUCACUGUGCUACAGAUAAUGUCAACAGUGAUGACAUGAAUCCAGAUAAAUCUUAUAUCGUCGUGAAUAUUCAACAAACAAAAUCCAAAAUUAAUUUGAGUGAUGAAAUAUCCGAGAAAUUGUGGGCGGAAAGCGCGAAACUGUGCGGAAUCAAUUAAAUUUAUUGAAAUUCAUCAUCACUAAUCUUUCUAACUAUCUUUAUAUGGUUGUGCGCAAUUAAAUAAAUAUUAUUACUCAAUAUGGAUCAAAAUACUUUAAUAGACGAUUAUGAACACUUAAACAAUGACAUUGAAUAUGUUCUGGAAAAUAUUUUACAAGAAGACGAUGAUAGUGAAGAAUUUAGAGAACUCAAAGACAUGUACAACUCGAAUAUUAUAAAAUCAUGUGAAUGUGUCGAGGAAAAUUGUGAAAAUUGUUGUCAUGGUGGAAAUUACGUUGUGAAAAAUGAUCAAAUAAUUUUAAAUGAAAGUCGACCAUGUCAAGAUUUAAUUUAUGAAUGUCACGAAUUAUGUAAGUGUUUUGCUUGUAAUAACAGAUUAGUACAAUUCGGUCCCAGACUUGGCUUGAAGAUACAAAACUUUGAGUCAAAGGGACUUGGUUUAGUUUCAACGAAAGACAUUUCUAAAGGAUCUUUCAUUUGUGAAUAUGCUGGAGAAAUUUUAACAAAAUCUGAAGCGAUAAAGCGAGAUCAACAGAACAUGAUCAACAAAAGAAUGAAUUUCAUUUUCUGUCUCAAUGAAAUCGCUUCGUCAGGAGCUUCAAAUGAAAAGAUCCAAACAUUUAUCGAUCCCAGCAUGAAAGGAAAUAUCGGUCGUUAUAUAAAUCAUAGUUGUGAUGCUAAUUCUGAUUUAAUCAGUACACGUAUCGAUUGCAUCAUCCCUAAAAUAGCAAUUUUCGCUAAUCGCGACAUUCCUUCAAUGACUGAAAUUACUUUCAAUUACGGGACAUGUGGAAAUGAAUUUACACCAAAAGGAAUGACAAAACCAUGUUAUUGUAAAUCCAUUAAUUGUAAUCUUGUCUUGCCUAACUUUUCGUUUUAAUUGAAGUAGAUAUUUAAAUAAAAUUAUUUUCUCUAUUUAAAAACGUU
Clunio marinus is the source of this 1948-nucleotide messenger RNA. Lineage: Eukaryota; Metazoa; Arthropoda; Insecta; Diptera; Chironomidae. The record is from the annotation of a GenBank genome assembly.